AUGGAGAGGCUGCUGGUGGAGGAUAAAGAGGUGGAGGAUGAAGAGGUGGAGGAUGAAGAGGUGGAGGAUGAAGAGGUGGUGCAGAGGAAGCCCCGCAAAGCCCCCUUCCGCCGCAUCCUCCUCGCUCUGGUCUUCAUCUGCAUCUUCUGCAUCGUGUUUGGUCUGAACCUGACACAGAGCUCCAGCUGGAGGCCGCAGCUGUGGUCACAGAGGAACUCCUCUCUGUCAGAUCCGCCCUUCAGCCUCACAGACCGACCCAGGACCAGGACCAGCACGGCCCCAGAGGGACCUCUACCAGCUCCUGAAUACAAGUCCCCUGGUCCAUACCUAGUGGAGUACCCCCACAAGUACCCCUUCCUCAUAGAGGAACCAGACAGGUGCAAAGAACUCGACCCGUUCCUGGUGCUGGUGGUUCCCGUGGCGCCGCACAACGUUGCAGACCGCCAGAUCAUCCGCGACACUUGGGGAGCGCCCGCCGUCCUGUCCAAGAAGAGGACCGCCUUGUUCUUCCUCCUGGGCCUGGGGAACCCUGAGGACCACGCACUGAUGGAGGAGAGCGAGCACCACCGGGACAUCGUCCAGAGCAGCUUCAUCGACUCCUACAAGAACCUGACGAUAAAGACCAUGGUGAUGAUGGAGUGGCUGGACGCGCACUGCCGCCACGCCGCCUACGCCAUGAAGAUCGACUCCGACAUGUUCUUUAACCCGUCCAAACUGCUGGAGGUGCUCGGGGACUCCAGGAGAGUGGACUUCCUGAGCGGCCUGGUGGAGCGCGCCGCCACAGUGCACCGCUACAGGAGCUCCAAGUGGUACGUCCCAGAGGAGGUGUUCCCUGAGAGCGUGUACCCGCCGUACGUGCUGGGCCUGGGGUACGUCUUCUCCAUGGACCUGCCCAGGAAGCUGCUGGAAGCGUCUCGGGAGGUGAAGGCCCUGUACAUUGAGGACGUGUAUGUGGGGAUGUGCAUGCGGCGUCUGGGGCUCCAGCCGCAGGACCCUCCCGCUCCCGGGGCCUUCCACGUGUUCCCGCCGCCGUACUCCAGGUGCGGCUUCUCCAGGAUCAUCGCCACCACUUUGGACACACACACGGACAGAAGGCAGCUGUGGAGAGACUUCAGCCAAACUGCACCAUACUGCCCCAGGCAGACAUGA
Molecule: messenger RNA, 1149 nt
Organism: Knipowitschia caucasica
Lineage: Eukaryota; Metazoa; Chordata; Actinopteri; Gobiiformes; Gobiidae
Source: the annotation of a GenBank genome assembly